AUGCCCUACUUCUCUCCAUCGCGGUCGAGGAGCCGCGGUGACCGAAGGGGAGGGGGCCGAGACCGGCGCAGGUCUCCGUCCUUCAGACGUCGAGAUGACUCUCGACAGCGGUCGCCGCUCACCCGCAGUUCGAGGCCACGUGCGGAAGGCUCAGGUGGCAGGACGAACAGCGACAGACGAUCUCCCCUGCCUCGGGAGCCGAAAUCCGGUUUGGGGUCCCAGCCCAGCGAGGAUCCUCCGACCAAAAACGAGAUGCCAGCCGACAACUCUGACUCCAAAGGUGGAGAGGUUGAAACGAAGGUUGUCGAUGGCAUCGUGACUCGAGCAGGGGCACAAACGUACCUGUCUGAGAUCUACGUUCCACGCCUGCCUCCUUUGCGACCUGGCACGAUCUGUGUCAGAGGACCACUCCGCUUUGAGAAGGACAUCGCUGAAGACGAUUGUCGGCGGUUGGCCAACGCCCACGCAGAGGGUGGCUACAAAAAGGUGCAAGAGGUGCGAAACAUACUUCGUGCAGAAGCAAAGUGA
Messenger RNA from Symbiodinium sp. CCMP2456, 528 nucleotides. The record is from the annotation of a GenBank genome assembly. Lineage: Eukaryota; Dinophyceae; Suessiales; Symbiodiniaceae.